AUGAUGGAAUGGAGGUUUGUGGAACGCAUGUUGUUGGGGCUUGGUUUUGAUGUUAGAUGGGUAAAUUUGAUCAUGUUAUGUGUACGGACAGUCAGGUACAGGGUCCUAGUCAAUGGGAAGCCUAGUGAGGAGAUCUUGCCCACGAGAGGAUUAAGACAGGGUGACCCUCUAUCACCCUAUCUUUUUAUCAUCUGUGCGGAAGGCUUGUCGUUAUUAUUGCAGGAUGCCCAAGCAAAAGGACGGAUACAUGGCUGUAGAGUGGCUCGUGGGGCCCCUCCCAUCUCUCAUCUUUUCUUUGCUGAUGACAGCCUAUUGUUCUUCAAGGCUAACAUGCAGGAAACUAUGGAAGUGAAGCGUUGUUUGGAAAUUUAUGAGCAAUACUCAGACAGGGAUGCUAUUGCUAUGGGUUUAGGGGUAGAGCAGGCAGAGGAUUUUGGAAAAUAUUUAGGGCUCCCCUCAGUUGUUGGUAGGAACAGGAAAUAUGUUUUUUCCUAUGUGGAGCAGAAGUUGAGGCAAAGGUUUGGUUCGUGGAAUAAGAGGCUGCUAUCUAUGGCAGGUAAGGAGAUACUGCUCAAGAGCGUGGCACAAGCUAUGCCUACGUACACUAUGAGUAUUUUUCUGCUACCUAUAUCUUUAUGUGCUUCUUUGGAAAGACUGAUGAAUAGGUACUGGUGGGAAAAGAGUACUACAGUGGAUGGUAUUCAUUGGAUGGCCUGGGAUAGAAUGUGUGUGCCCAAGAAGUACGGUGGUAUGGGUUUUAAGAAGCUGCAUGAGUUUAACUUGACACUUUUAGGGAAACAAGCUUGUCGUCUGUUAACAAAGCCGGAUUCUUUAAUGGCCAGAAUUUUAAGGCAAGGUACUAUCAUGAUUCCACGUUUUAUGAGGCCACCUUAG
Messenger RNA from Ipomoea nil (Japanese morning glory), 894 nucleotides. RefSeq lists its product as uncharacterized. The coding region runs from base 1 to 894 and encodes 297 amino acids. The record is from RefSeq and is a predicted model, not a curated record. The transcript is spliced from 2 exons. Lineage: Eukaryota; Viridiplantae; Streptophyta; Magnoliopsida; Solanales; Convolvulaceae.